UAUAGCGGCGGGGGCGGCGCUGGCGGUCCCGCACCGCCGGGGGGCGCCGGCGGCGGGCGGCGGCACGGCACGGCACGGCACGGCACGGGCCGGGCGGCGCUGAGGCGAUCGCUUCCUCGUCGCUGCCGCUGCGCGAUCGGGCGCCUCCCCGCCGGCCGCGGGCUAUGGCGCUGCCGCUGUCCCUACCCGGCGCCGCGGUGGUGCUGGCGGGCCUGGCCGCCCUCCUCCUGGUCCUGGUUGUGAUGAUUGCUCAUGUAACUGCCGUAAAAAUGCCAACCCUUCAUCGACAUGAAGAAGAGAAAUUCUUCAUAAAUGCUGAAGGCCUGAAGGAAGCUGUACCAAGUAUACAUGAUCCUCCUACAAAGGAACUCUCUGUUGUUGUGCCUUCGUACAAUGAGGAAGACCGGUUGCCUCUUAUGAUGGAUGAAGCUUUGGAUUAUCUAGAAAAAAGACAGAAACGAGAUCCUUCCUUCACUUAUGAAGUAAUAGUGGUUGAUGAUGGUAGUAAAGAUCAAACCACACAGGUUGCUAUGAAGUACUGCAAGAAAUUUGGAAGCGACAAGGUGCGAGUGCUUUCUUUGGUAAAAAAUCGAGGGAAAGGAGGAGCAGUCAGGAUGGGUGUCUUUAUUUCUCGGGGGAAAAAAAUUCUUAUGGCUGAUGCAGAUGGAGCUACAAAAUUCGCAGAUAUUGAAAAAGUAGAAGAAGGUCUAGAAAAUCUUCAGCCAUGGCCAAACCAGAUGGCUAUUUCCUGUGGUUCUAGAGCUCACCUGGAGAAGGACUCAAUAGCGAAGCGUUCUUACUUCCGAACUCUUCUUAUGUACGGGUUCCACUUCCUUGUGUGGUUUCUCUGUGUCAAAGAGAUCAGGGACACACAGUGUGGAUUUAAACUUUUAACCAGAGAAGCUGCCUUGCGGACUUUCUCAACUCUUCAUAUAGAACGCUGCAGGCUGGUAACAUACCUCACUCAAAGAGCGAGGGUUAGGGACACUGCCUCUUUCUCGGAAGCUGAGCAUCUUACACUCUGGGCGUUUGAUGUGGAACUUCUAUAUAUAGCUCAGUGCUUUAGGAUACCUAUAGCAGAAGUUGCUGUCAACUGGACCGAAAUCGAAGGUUCUAAGUUAGUUCCCUUUUGGAGCUGGCUGCAGAUGGGCAGGGAUCUUCUUUUUAUACGACUGCGAUAUAUGACUGGUGCCUGGCAGCUUGAAACAAGAAAAUGUAAUUAGGUUAUUUACAUUUUCCAAAUAUAUCAUUAUACUUAAUGGAACAUGAGAACAGUUUCAAUCAAGUGAAGUGGUGAUGAAAGCUGAGGUAAUUCUUCAUUGCUCUUGUUGUAUGUUUCAUUUUUGCAGCAUGUAUAUGUUUUAUAAGAUUGUCAGCAGGGAAUUUGUAUGAAGUUUUGAAAAGCCAACACAUUUCCAAAACUAUUUUCUUAUCUAGUAAUCAGUUUUUAUUUUUAAAAGUAACUUUAACGUGUCUUAUAAAUUCACUCAAAUAAAUAUAUCUGCUUUUGUCUCAUCCUAAAUUUGGAAUUUUCUUACAAAUAUUAAAAAGAGGCACUCUGUUCUACAUUGUGCAAUAUUGUGUUGUGAGUGACCACAGCCAUUUGUUCCUUUAGUAUCUGGAAACAGAUGGACAUAUUGCAACUUGGUAUGAUCAAUCAUGGUUCAUGCUGAUGUAUGUUUGGAUUCAGUGUUAUGGGAAACACUAAUGGGUUUUACUGAGUUGUAACAGUAAUAUUCAUAAGGCUGUUCUAAGAACUUGCAGUAGUCUCUUGACAUUCCAAAUGUUUUUGUCUGAGGCUGAAAUAUUUUGUCUGCGAUGAAACUGCAUAUCAACUCCAGACUAUAGAAGGUCCAAGAAAAAGCACAUUUUGUUUUAAAAUCUUGUCUUUUAUAAAUAUCUUUGGUUCAUAUGUACUAAAUAAUAGUGCAUGCUCAAGGCUAGGAGUCCUUGGCAUCUCCAAAUUUGUAGUGAAAGGGUAUGGAAAGCUAAUUCAGAGCAUACAAAAAUGAGACCAAAUGUACAUUGGGGGCCUGUGCGUUAGCAAUGCCAGUUUGAAGUUGUCAGCCCUCAAACGAGAUCAGAGAGGGAGGGAAGUGUCUGGUGUCUUUCUUAGUGACGUCUUUCUCUGUUAGAGUGCACAGGUUUCAGUGGUGCUUUCAAAACAGUUGUGGAUUGCCAACAAACUAAGCCAAUCUUUCUUUUGGAAACCUGUACAAAUAUGAGCAGAUGUAAAGAAAGAAUGGUGUAUGGUUGUACUUUCACAUAUGAUUUCACUGGUGACUUUUCUUACUCUUUCUGCAAUAUUGAGUUUUGUUCUUUCUAGGGUUACCUCAGUUUUCUAUACACUGAAGUGUUGGAAUAAAUUCUCAAAAAGCA
This is a messenger RNA of Columba livia (rock pigeon), 2379 nucleotides long. RefSeq names its product ALG5 dolichyl-phosphate beta-glucosyltransferase (gene ALG5). Gene Ontology annotation, cellular component: endoplasmic reticulum membrane. Lineage: Eukaryota; Metazoa; Chordata; Aves; Columbiformes; Columbidae. The record is from RefSeq and is a predicted model, not a curated record. The transcript has 11 exons. The coding region runs from base 165 to 1223 and encodes 352 amino acids.